This is a messenger RNA of Varanus komodoensis (Komodo dragon), 1089 nucleotides long. It is a transcript of the gene PCBP3, whose product is annotated as poly(rC) binding protein 3. Gene Ontology annotation, cellular component: nucleus; cytoplasm. Bases 1 to 1089 code for a protein of 362 amino acids. NCBI's taxonomy places the organism in Eukaryota, Metazoa, Chordata, Lepidosauria, Squamata, Varanidae. Gene Ontology annotation, biological process: regulation of gene expression; regulation of RNA metabolic process. The transcript is spliced from 13 exons. Gene Ontology annotation, molecular function: mRNA binding. The record is from RefSeq and is a predicted model, not a curated record.
AUGGAAUCUAAGGUCUCUGAAGGUGGCCUGAAUGUAACUCUCACAAUUCGGCUGUUGAUGCAUGGGAAGGAAGUUGGAAGCAUCAUUGGAAAGAAAGGAGAAACAGUGAAAAAGAUGCGUGAGGAGAGUGGUGCACGAAUUAAUAUCUCAGAGGGGAAUUGUCCAGAGAGAAUUGUAACUAUUACAGGUCCCACUGAUGCCAUCUUCAAAGCAUUUGCAAUGAUUGCUUACAAAUUUGAAGAGGAUAUAAUUAAUUCUAUGAGCAACAGCACAGCUACUAGUAAGCCACCAGUAACAUUAAGGUUGGUUGUGCCAGCUAGCCAGUGUGGAUCAUUAAUUGGCAAAGGAGGCUCCAAGAUUAAAGAAAUCAGGGAGUCAACAGGUGCUCAGGUUCAAGUGGCAGGGGACAUGCUGCCCAACUCCACAGAGAGGGCAGUGACCAUCUCAGGGACCCCCGAUGCAAUAAUCCAGUGUGUCAAACAGAUCUGUGUGGUGAUGCUGGAGUCCCCACCAAAAGGUGCCACCAUUCCCUAUCGCCCAAAGCCCGCCUCCACCCCUGUCAUUUUUGCAGGUGGUCAGGUAAGAGCCGACCCGCUUGCAGCUUCCACUGCCAACCUCAGCCUUUUACUGCAGCACCAGCCGCUGCCCGCCUAUACAAUUCAGGGACAAUAUGCUAUUCCACACCCAGAUCAGUUGACCAAGCUCCACCAGUUGGCUAUGCAGCAAACCCCCUUUACUCCCCUUGGACAGACCACCCCCGCUUUCCCUGGAGAAAAGCUGCCCUUACAUUCCUCCGAAGAAGCUCAAAAUCUGAUGGGCCAAUCAUCAGGUUUGGAUGCCAGUCCCCCGGCCAGUACUCAUGAACUCACCAUUCCCAAUGAUCUAAUAGGCUGCAUAAUUGGACGCCAAGGGACCAAAAUCAAUGAAAUUCGACAGAUGUCUGGAGCACAGAUCAAAAUCGCCAAUGCCACAGAAGGUUCAUCAGAACGUCAAAUUACCAUCACAGGGACCCCAGCAAACAUCAGCCUUGCUCAGUACCUCAUCAAUGCCAGGCUGACGUCUGAGGUCACUGGAAUGGGCACACUCUAA